AUGGCCGCGCACACCAUCGUCCUACCGGGCGACGCCAUUGACGACGCCCAGAUCCCGACACACCCCAAGAAGCCGCUGCGACUGGGCCCAGGCCUCCGACACGACCCCUUCACCAAUGCGAUCCUGCCGACCAUCGCGGGCCAGCUCGUGAGCGACCGCCCCAAGAAUGCGCUGCGCGUAGAGACGUCGACCGGACGAUACCUCCCUCGGGCCGGCGAGCUCGUCAUUGGCACCGUUCAGAAAUCCGCCGCCGACGUGUACUACGUGCAGCUGUCGGACCACGCGGCGCCAGCGACGCUGCCGCAGCUCGCAUUUGAGGGGGCCACGAAGAAGACGCGGCCGCAGCUGGCGCCGGGCGCGCUCGUGUACGCGCGCAUCACGCUCGCCGACCGCCACAUGGACGCCGAGCUCGAGUGCGUGUCGGCGUCGACGGGCAAGGCGGACGGGCUCGGCCCGCUGACGGGCGGCAUGCUGUUUGCCGUCUCCCUGGGCAUGGCGCGCCGGCUGAUGAUGCCCGGUGGUGCGGCGGCGAGCGGGGUCGUCGUGCUCGAAGGGCUCGCCGCGGGCGGCUGGCAGUUUGAGACGGCGACGGGGCGCAACGGCAAGGUGUGGGUGGAUGCGGGCAGUGCAAGAACCGUCAUGGCCGUUGGGAGGGCGGUGCAGGAGACGGAUGAGAAGGGGUUGGGGGUGGAGGAGCAGCAGAAGCUGGUGAGAAAACUACUCAAGGAGAUGAGCUGA
Molecule: messenger RNA, 738 nt
Organism: Cordyceps militaris CM01
Lineage: Eukaryota; Fungi; Ascomycota; Sordariomycetes; Hypocreales; Cordycipitaceae
Product: exosome complex exonuclease RRP40
Exons: 2
Coding region: 1-738 (245 amino acids)
Biological process (GO): CUT catabolic process; nuclear polyadenylation-dependent rRNA catabolic process; exonucleolytic trimming to generate mature 3'-end of 5.8S rRNA from tricistronic rRNA transcript (SSU-rRNA, 5.8S rRNA, LSU-rRNA)
Cellular component (GO): cytoplasmic exosome (RNase complex); nuclear exosome (RNase complex)
Molecular function (GO): RNA binding
Source: RefSeq, a predicted model, not a curated record